Molecule: messenger RNA, 1184 nt
Organism: Dictyostelium purpureum
Lineage: Eukaryota; Evosea; Eumycetozoa; Dictyosteliales; Dictyosteliaceae
Exons: 3
Coding region: 1-1086 (361 amino acids)
Cellular component (GO): plasma membrane
Source: RefSeq, a predicted model, not a curated record
AUGGGUUCAGAAGAAAAUAAAAAAGUAAAUACUACAACUACAUCAUUUGGUAAUAAAAUAUUUUUGGGUGUUGGUGGUGCAUUUGUAGGUACAAUAUUUGGAUAUGCUCUCCAACGUGGUAAUGUUUAUUUACCAUCAGUUAUUCAAGGCCAAAUGAAUUUUUCAAAUUUUACAAUGCUUAAAAUGUUUAUGACUGCUUCACUUACAAGCUCAUUAGCCGUUACAUUUUUAAAUCAUCGUAAACUUAUUACAAUCGAAAGUCUUCCAGUCAUGUAUAAAAGAAAUCUAAUUGGUGGAUUAAUUAUGGGUUCAGGUAUCUAUCUAACCGGUGCAUGUCCAGGUACAGUACUUGCACAAGUACCAGAAAUUAAAGGAACAUUAUUUACAUUAUUAGGUGGUGUUGUUGGUGCAACUUUUUAUGGAUACAUAGAUAAGAUCAUAAAUAAACUUUUCCCUGCCAAAAAUGAUGACAAACCAACACUUUAUCAAAAACUUAAUGUAUCAAUGGCAAAAGUUACCAUUCCAUUUGCUUUGAUGCUCGCAGGUGUUCUCUAUACUAUCGAAUCAUUUUUCCCAUGGCAAAGUGAUAGUGGUGUUUCACCAAAUACCUCAAUUUUAGGCUCAGAUAGUGUUUGGUCUCCAUACCGUGCAGGUCUCACCAUUGGUCUUCUUCAAAUUCCAACUCAUUUAAUUUCAAAGGGAGGUCUUGGAUGUAGCAGUGCAUACGUUACAAUUGGCUCAAAAGUCUGCAAUGCCUUUAGUUGUACUGUCGAUUAUUUUAAAAAGUUUAAUUCUGGAUCAAAAGCAUAUUUUGGACCAUUAUUAAAUGCUGGUAUUAUUUUUGGUGCCUAUUUGUCAUCAUUAUCCAAUCCAGCACCACCUCUCGAUGCUGCUGGUGGUUCACAAACCUAUUUAACACAUUUCUUGGGUGGUUUUAUUUUAUUAAUUGGUGCCAGAAUUGCUAAUGGUUGCACAUCAGGUCAUGGCUUAAACUCAAUGGCUAAAAUGGAACUAGGCUCAUUUAUUGCUGUAGCAAGUUUAUUUGGUGGUGGUAUUUUAACUUCAUUUUUAUUAAAUAGAAAAUAGUUAACUUAAAAAAAUAAAAAACAAAAUAAAAAAUAAAAAAUAAAAAAUAAAAAAUAUAAAAUAUAAAAUAAAAAUUAAACAAAGUAAAUUAAUGUGAG